AAGCCGGGCGCGAUCCGCUAGGUCCCAGCGCAGCGCUGCGGGAGCAGGCGACGGGCGGCCUCGGAGCCCCGCGCCGGGAGCCGGGCCGCGAGGCGGGGAUCCGCCCGCGCCGCGCUGACAGCCGCGCCCGGCGUCCUCCCCGCCGGGGCGCUCUCCGGACAUGCCCCCGGAGGGGCGCGGCGCCGGGGACCCCGGAGCUCGCCUCCGCGCCGGGCCCCCCGCCCCGCCCCCGGGCGCCCGGGGCCCCCGCUGAGCGUGCGUCUAGCACUCCCGGGUCCCUCCCGCCGGCGCGCAGCCGGUCCCCAGCGCAGUGCGUCCCCGCGGGGCGAUGGGUUGAUGGGCGCCGGGGGACGCAGGAUGCGGGGGGCGCCCUUGAGCCUGCCGCUGCUGCCGCUGCUGCUCUUGCUGCUGGCGCCCGCGACUCGGGGCGCGCCUGGCUGUCCGGUCCCCAUCCGCAGCUGUAAAUGCUCGGGGGAAAGACCCAAGGCGCUGAGCGGCGGCGCCCCCAACCCGACGCGCAGGCGGGUGGUGUGCGGCGGCGGGGACCUCCCGGAGCCUCCGGAGCCCGGCCUUCUGCCCAACGGCACUGUGACCCUGCUCCUGAGCAACAACAAGAUCACCGGGCUCCGCAACGGCUCCUUCUUGGGACUGGCCCUGCUGGAGAAGCUGGACCUGAGGAACAACAUUAUCAGUACGGUGCAGCCGGGCGCCUUCCUGGGCCUGGGCGAGCUGCGACGCCUGGAUCUCUCCAACAAUCGGAUCGGUUGUCUCUCCCUCGAGACUUUCCAAGGCCUGCCUCGGCUUCAGCGGCUAAAUAUAUCCGGAAACAUCUUUUCCAGUCUGCAGCCUGGGGUCUUUGAUGAGCUGCCGGCCCUUAAACUUGUGGACUUGGGCACCGAGUUCCUGACCUGUGACUGCCACCUGCUCUGGCUGCUCCCCUGGGCCCGGAAUCGCUCAGUGCAGCUGUCGGAGCGCACGCUGUGCGCUUACCCCAGCGCCCUGCACUCCCAGGCCCUGGGCGGCCUGCAGGAGGCCCAGCUGCGCUGCGAGGGGGCCCUGGAGCUGCACACCCACCACCUCAUCCCAUCCCUGCGCCAAGUGGUGUUCCAGGGCGACCGGCUGCCCUUUCAGUGCUCGGCCAGCUACCUGGGCAACGACACCCGCAUCCGCUGGUACCACAACCAGGUCCCUGUGGAGGGCGACGAACAGGCGGGCGUGCACCUGGCUGGCAGCCUCAUCCAUGACUGCACAUUCAUCACCAGCGAGCUGACCCUGUCUCACAUCGGCGUGUGGGCCUCAGGUGAAUGGGAGUGCUCUGUGUCCACGGACCAGGGCAACACCAGCAAGAAGGUGGAGAUUGUGGUGCUGGAGACCUCGGCCUCCUACUGCCCUGCUGAGCGUGUGGCCAACAACCGCGGUGACUUCAGGUGGCCUCGGACACUCGCCGGCAUCACAGCCUACCAGUCCUGCCUGCAGUAUCCCUUCACGUCAGUGCCCCUGAGCGGGGGUGCCCCUGGUACCCGAGCCUCCCGCCGCUGCGACCGGGCCGGCCGCUGGGAGCCGGGGGACUACUCCCACUGCCUGUACACCAAUGACAUCACCCGGGUGCUCUAUACCUUUGUGCUGAUGCCCAUCAAUGCCUCCAAUGCACUGACCCUGGCCCACCAGCUGCGGGUGUACACAGCGGAGGCCGCCAGCUUCUCAGACAUGAUGGACGUAGUCUAUGUGGCUCAGAUGAUCCGGAAAUUCUUGGGCUACGUCGACCAGAUCAAAGAGCUGGUGGAGGUGAUGGUGGACAUGGCCAGCAACCUCAUGCUGGUGGACGAGCACCUGCUGUGGCUGGCCCAGCGUGAGGACAAGGCCUGCAGUGGCAUUGUGGGUGCCCUGGAGCGCAUUGGAGGGGCUGCCCUCAGCCCCCAUGCCCAGCACAUCUCUGUGAACUCGAGGAACGUGGCUCUGGAAGCCUACCUCAUCAAACCCCACAGCUACGUGGGCCUGAGUUGCACCGCGUUCCAGCGGAGAGAAGCCGGCCUGCUGAGCUCCCCGGUGGAGCAACAGCUGCGCUUCCGCUGCACCACGGGAAGGCCCAACGUCUCGCUGUCCUCCUUCCACAUCAAGAACAGCGUGGCCCUGGCCUCCAUCCAGCUGCCCCCAAGUCUGUUCUCCUCGCUGCCGGCCGCCCUGGCUCCCCCGGUGGUCCCCCCGGCCGUACCCCCGGCUUGCAUCUUGCAGCUGCUCGUCUUCCGGAAUGGACGCCUGUUCCGCAGCCACCAUGGCAACGCCUCCCGCCCUGGAGGGGCUGGACCGGGCAAGAGGCGAGGCGUGGCCACCCCUGUCAUCUUUGCAGGAACCAGUGGCUGCGGCGUGGGAAACUUGACGGAGCCUGUGGCUGUCUCACUGCGGCACUGGGCUGAGGGUGCCGAGCCCGUGGCAGCCUGGUGGAGCCAGGAAGGACCUGGGGGCUGGAGCUCUGAGGGCUGCCAGCUGCGUUCCAGCCAGCCCAACGUCAGCUCUCUGCACUGCCGGCACUUGGGCAACGUAGCUGUGCUGAUGGAGCUGAGCACCUUCCCCAGGGAGGCAGGGGGUGCCAGCGGGGGGCUGCACCCUGUCGUGUACCCCUUCACUGCCCUGCUGCUGCUGAGCCUCUUCUCCACCAUCAUCACCUACAUCCUCAACCACAGCUCCAUCCACGUGUCCCGCAAGAGCUGGCACAUGCUGCUGAACCUGUGUUUCCACAUGGCCAUGACCUCCGCCGUCUUCGUGGGAGGCAUCACGCUUACCAACUACCAGUUGGUCUGCCAGGCGGUGGGCAUCACUCUGCACUACUCUUCGCUGUCCACUCUGCUCUGGAUGGGGGUGAAAGCCCGGGUCCUCCACAAGGAACUCUCCUGGAGACCACCCCCUUCGCAGGAAGGGGAGCCGGCGCUGCCCACUCCUCGCCCCAUGCUACGGUUCUACUUGAUCGCCGGCGGGAUCCCGCUCAUCAUCUGUGGCGUCACGGCUGCCGUCAACAUCCACAACUACUGCGACCACAGUCCCUACUGUUGGCUGGUGUGGCGCCCCAGCCUGGGAGCCUUCUACAUCCCGGUAGCCCUGAUCCUGCUUGUCACCUGGAUCUACUUCCUGUGCGCGGGGCUGCACCUGCGGGGCCCCCCUGCCCAGAGCCCCAAGGGGACUGCCAGCAGGAUCUCCGUGGAGCCCGGGGAGGAGCUGAGAGGCUCCGGCAGGCUCAGGAGCAGCGGGCCCCUCCUCAGCGACUCGGGCUCCCUUCUGGCCGCUGCGAGUGUGAGCGCAGGGGUGGUGAGCCCUGGGCCCCCUGACAGUGACGGCCUGUAUUCUCCCAGAGCACAGCUGGGGGCGCUGGUGACCACGCACUUCCUGUACCUCGCCAUGUGGGCCUGCGGAGCCCUGGCCGUGUCCCAGCGCUGGCUGCCCCGGCUGGUGUGCAGCUGUCUGUAUGGGGUGGCGGCCUCGGCCCUGGGGCUCUUCGUCUUCACCCACCAUUGUGCCAGGCGCAGGGACGUCAGGGCCUCCUGGCGCGCCUGCUGCCCGCCUGCUUCACCUUUGGCCUCUCACGUCCCUGCUCGGACCCUGCCCACGGCCCCAGAAGAUGGCUCUCCGGUGCUGGGGGAGGGACCCACCUCGCUCAAGUCCUCUCCGAGUGGCUGCAGUGGCGGCGGGGGCAGCCUGGGCCCCUGCAAGCUCACCAACUUGCAGUUGGCGCAGAGCCAGGCCUGCGAGGCGGGCGGGGAGGGGGAGCCAGAGCCCACGGGCUCCCGUGGGAGCCUGGCUCCGCGUCACCCCAACAAUGUGCAUCACGGCCGUCGGGCGCACAAGAGUCGGGCCAAGGGCCACCGCGCCGGGGAGGCCGGUGGCAAGAGCCGGCCCAAGGCCCUGCGCGGGGCCGGGGGCGCGGCCGCCGGGGUGCCCGAGCUGCUGUCGAGUGAGAGCGGCAGCGUGCACAACAGCCCCUCCGACAGCUAUGCGGGCAGCGGCCGCAACAGCCCCGGCGCCGGCCUCCAGCGGGAGGGCGAGCCGGCGCUCACGCCAUCCGAGGGCAGCGACACAAGCGCUGCGCCGCUCCCGGACCUGGGCCGGCCGGGGCAGCGCCGCAGCGCCAGUCGCGACAACCUCAAGGGCGCGCUGGAGAGGGAGAAGGAGAGCAAGCGCCUCUCCUACCCGCUCCACACGGCCAGCCUCAAUGGCGCCCCCAAGGGGGGCAAGUACGAGGACAUGAGCGUGCCGGGUGUAGAGCCCGCUGCGGGCGCUUGCAUGAAGACUGGCCUCUGGAAGAGCGAGACCACAGUCUAGGAUGAGG
Messenger RNA from Ochotona princeps (American pika), 4318 nucleotides. RefSeq names its product adhesion G protein-coupled receptor A2 (gene ADGRA2). Gene Ontology annotation, cellular component: plasma membrane; Wnt signalosome. Bases 337 to 4311 code for a protein of 1324 amino acids. Gene Ontology annotation, biological process: G protein-coupled receptor signaling pathway; central nervous system development; cell surface receptor signaling pathway. The transcript is spliced from 19 exons. The record is from RefSeq and is a predicted model, not a curated record. Lineage: Eukaryota; Metazoa; Chordata; Mammalia; Lagomorpha; Ochotonidae. Gene Ontology annotation, molecular function: G protein-coupled receptor activity; protein binding.